Messenger RNA from Gossypium arboreum, 1572 nucleotides. RefSeq names its product pentatricopeptide repeat-containing protein At1g62930, chloroplastic-like. NCBI's taxonomy places the organism in Eukaryota, Viridiplantae, Streptophyta, Magnoliopsida, Malvales, Malvaceae. The record is from RefSeq and is a predicted model, not a curated record. The coding region runs from base 1 to 1572 and encodes 523 amino acids. Gene Ontology annotation, molecular function: protein binding. The transcript has 2 exons.
AUGCUUAAGGGGUUGUGUAAGACCGGUAAUACUGGUAGAGCUGUUAGGUUUCUAAGGCUGAUGGAAGACAGAGGUUUUGAACCUAAUAUUGUAGCAUAUAAUACCAUCCUUGACUGUCUUUGUAAGAACGGGUUGUUCAAGGAGGCUCUCGAUGUCUUCUCCGAAGUGAAGGAUAAAGGCAUUAGACCAGAUAUCUUUACUUACAAUUGCUUAAUUCAUGGUAUGUGUAAUUUCGGCCAGCAGGAGGAGGCAACAAGGCUUUUGAAUGAAAUGCAAGGCAUUGAACCUAAUGUUGCCACGUAUAAUAAAUUGGUUGAUGCACAUUGCAAGGAAGGGAUGGUCUCUGAAGCUGAGGAUAUCGUUGACGCAAUGAUAAAGCGAGGCAUUGAGCCUAAUGUUGUUACCCAUAAUGCAUUAAUCAACGGCCAUUGCUUGCAGAACGAAAUGGAUAAAGCUGGAAGACUUUUCAACUUGAUGAUUGAGAAGGGUUGUGCACCUAAUAUAGUUACUUACAGCACCAUGAUCAAUGGAUAUUACAAAGCGAAGAGGUUAGACGAAGCAAUGGAACUCUUUCAUGAAAUAUCUCAAAAGGGACCAAUCCCGAAUACUGUCACAUACAGCACUGUAGAGACCGUUGACACAAUGAGAAAGCAAGGCAUUGAACCUAAUGUUGUCACGUAUAGUACAUUGGUUGAUGCGCAUUGCAAGGAAGGGAUGGUCUCUGAAGCUGAGGAUAUCGUUGUCGCAAUGAUAAAGCGAGGCAUUGAGCCUAAUGUUGUUACCCUUAAUGCAUUAAUCAACGGCCAUUGCUUGCAGAACAAAAUGGAUAAAGCUAGAAGACUUUUCAACUUGAUGAUUGAGAAGGGUUUUGCACGUGAUAUAGUUACUUACAACACCAUGAUAAAUGGAUAUUGCAAAGGUAAAAGGUUAGACGAAGCAAUGGAACUCUUUCAUGAAAUAUCUCGAAAGGGACCAAUCCUGGAUACUGUCACAUGCAACACUCUUGUGCAAAGUAUGUUUCAGUUAGGUAAAGUUUCAACUGCUUGUGAACUUUUUAGAAGGAUGCUUGCUUCUGGACAAGUUCCAGAUAGAGUGACCUGUUUGAUUUUGCUAGAUGGUUUAUGCAAAACAGGUCAUAUUGAAGAGGCAUUGAAUCUGUUUCAGGCAAUGCGAAACAGUGGGUUGGAGCUUGAUAUUGUCCCAUAUAAUAUCCUAAUUGAUGGGUUGUGCAAAGCUGAGCAUAUCGAAGUUGCAAAGGAAUUAUUUCAUCAACUAUCAGACAAUGGUUUAAAACCAAAUGUUUACACAUAUUGUGUAAUGAUUAAUGGACUGUGUAAAGAGGGAUUGCCAGAUGAAGCAUACAGGUUGUUUGGGAGCAUGGGAGAUAAUGACUGUUUGCCUAAUAGCUGCUGUUAUAAUGUAAUGAUUCGGGGGUUCCUUUGCAAUAGUUAUGCCUCAAAAGCAACGCAACUUCUUACAGAAAUGGUUGGGAAGGGCUUUUCUGCAGAUAUAUUCACUGCCACCUUAUUUAUGGAUCUCAUUGUACACUCAAAUAAAUCAAUCUUGCUCUGA